AAAAUGACAAUUCACAGCUUUACAUGUAGGACUUGUAUAUAUACACCAAAAUGAUACGAGGCAAGUUAGGGUUUUGGAUUGCAAAUAAGCAGCAGAAGCGGCCGCCAUGGUUCUCAAGACUGAGCAAUGCCGAUUCAGUGGUGCCAAGAUUUAUCCAGGAAGGGGUAUUAGGUUUGUUCGUGCCGAUUCUCAGGUGUUCCUUUUUGUGAACUCAAAAUGCAAGCGGUAUUUCCAUAACAGGUUGAAGCCGUCCAAGCUGACAUGGACAGCAAUGUACCGUAAACAACACAAGAAGGAUAGUGCUCAAGAGGUUGUUAAGAAGAGGCGCCGUGCAACCAAGAAGCCUUAUUCAAGGUCUAUUGUGGGUGCUACUUUGGAGGUGAUCCAAAAGAGGAGAAGUGAGAAACCCGAAGUUCGUGAUGCUGCUCGGGAGGCUGCACUUCGUGAAAUUAAGGAGAGGAUCAAAAAAACCAAGGAUGAGAAGAAGGCCAAGAAAGCAGAGGUGACUGCUAAAAAGAGUCAAGGUAAGGCUAAUGUGCCCAAAACCGGAAAGGGUCCCAAGCUUGGCGGAGGUGGCGGCAAGCGUUGAACGCCAGUUUGUGUUUCCUUAGAUAUCAUAAGGUUGAUAAGAGAAUUUUUGCAGGUUUCCUGUGUUUAAUAUCAUUGUUGUUUAGACAAACACUUCUGGAUGGAUGUUUUUAUUUAUGCUUUAAAUGGUGCACAACAUCAAAACACAUUGCAUUUCA
Molecule: messenger RNA, 746 nt
Organism: Daucus carota subsp. sativus
Lineage: Eukaryota; Viridiplantae; Streptophyta; Magnoliopsida; Apiales; Apiaceae
Product: large ribosomal subunit protein eL24
Exons: 5
Coding region: 107-589 (160 amino acids)
Biological process (GO): cytoplasmic translation
Cellular component (GO): cytosolic large ribosomal subunit
Molecular function (GO): structural constituent of ribosome; mRNA binding
Source: RefSeq, a predicted model, not a curated record